Caenorhabditis briggsae is the source of this 948-nucleotide messenger RNA. The record is from RefSeq and is a predicted model, not a curated record. Lineage: Eukaryota; Metazoa; Nematoda; Chromadorea; Rhabditida; Rhabditidae. The coding region runs from base 1 to 948 and encodes 315 amino acids. The transcript is spliced from 3 exons.
AUGCCCCUAUUCUACCUGCAUUCCUAUUAUUUCGGAACUUCAAUGGGACCAUCUGAUACAGUAUCUAGUAUUAUAUCAAGCCAUCAAGUGAUAGCACCACUGGCUGAGAUACCCAGGUCAGAGACUUCAGUGGAAGAGUCUGAAGCUUCGGAAUUCGAAGUAGUUCAAGAAGCAGUGGAUUCAGAUGAACACUACUCUUCUGAAGAGGAAUUAGAGGAUUCUGGAGUUGAUGACGUGCAAUGGAGAUCAGAAAUGAGAGAAGAAGUCGAGAAGAAGGAAAAGAAGGCAAAAAUCAGAAUUCUCAAAAUCCUUGCUCUUCACGUUUUGCUCAUCGCCGCUCUUACUUCCAAUGAAUGGGAUUUUCAUGUCAAAAAUUGUGCAAAAUCGAUGAAAUUCAUGGAAAAAUCGAAAAAGAUCGUUAUAGGCAUCGGAAUCUAUUUUAAGCCCCCUCUCUCCCGCAUCGCUUUCCAACAACUUCAACACGAGCUCAACAAGGAUGGCGACGUUUUUCUAGAAGCCUUGAAAAUCGGCUCAGCGUUGAAGAAGUUCAAUCAGCUGGAUUUCCAUGAGCAACUAUGCAAUAAGCCUUGGACUCCUCUUCCAUCGAAAUUCGAAGGCGUUCAGGAGUAUCUCGAAUUCAUUGGGAGGAAUGGAACGGCUUAUGAAGAAGUGAUGUACCUCAGUACACUGGAAUUCGCCUCUAGCUUCCGACCCGCCACCUUCUUUCGGAUGACGCAUUCAUCGGGAGGAGGAUUCUGGAAGAAUGAGUUGGUCCAAGCUUCGUUCGAUCAUAGCGGAGAAGGAAGUACAUGCAGUAUUGAAAAUGGUCUAUUGACUGUGAGGCAAUUCUAUGAAGGACCAUCGGGAGAACAGAAGAAGCAGUACACAAGAAUCUAUUAUCUGAAAACUAGUGAUUUGAUUCGCUCCGUUGACUCAUUAUCUUAUUAA